Messenger RNA from Drosophila persimilis, 1960 nucleotides. RefSeq names its product phenylalanine--tRNA ligase beta subunit (gene beta-PheRS). The transcript is spliced from 5 exons. Gene Ontology annotation, biological process: phenylalanyl-tRNA aminoacylation. Gene Ontology annotation, molecular function: ATP binding; magnesium ion binding; phenylalanine-tRNA ligase activity. The record is from RefSeq and is a predicted model, not a curated record. Gene Ontology annotation, cellular component: phenylalanine-tRNA ligase complex; cytoplasm. The coding region runs from base 93 to 1862 and encodes 589 amino acids. Lineage: Eukaryota; Metazoa; Arthropoda; Insecta; Diptera; Drosophilidae.
UGGUCCUAACCCGGCGCCCGUGAUUUUUUACAAUUUUUAUUCUAAUUAUCGGAAUUAAAGAACCUUUUGGACCAUUAAGUUAGCUUGACAGCAUGCCAACCAUUGGGGUAAAACGUGAUCUGCUCUUCGAGGCGCUCGGCAAGAAGUACACCGAUGAUGAAUUUCAAGAGCUGUGCUUUUCCUUCGGCCUGGAGCUGGAUGAAGUGACCACGGAGAAGCAAAUGCUGACUAAAGAACAGGGCGAUGUGGCGGCAGCGGCGGAUGCCAAUGAGGAAGUCAUCUACAGGAUAGAUAUUCCAGCCAAUCGUUACGAUUUGCUGUGUCUGGAGGGCCUAGUCACGGGUCUUUUGGUAUUCCAGGGCAAAGUCAAGCCACCGAAGUUUGAGUUUGUGGCUCCUGCCCAGCGCCAGGUGCUCAAGAUUGACCCCUCAACGGCACAGAUUCGUCCACAUGCUGUGGCCGCUGUGCUGCGCAACGUAACCUUCACGCAAGAGGCCUAUACCAGCUUCAUUGAUCUGCAGGACAAGCUGCACCAAAACAUAUGCCGCAAACGAACCCUAGUGGCUAUUGGCACUCACGAUCUCGACACGAUCAAGGGACCCUUCAGCUAUGAAGCCCUGGCGCCGGAGCAAAUCAAAUUUGUGCCACUCAACCAAACGCAGGAGCUGAAUGGAGCCCAGCUGAUGGACUUUUAUGCGACGCAUGCCCAACUCAAGCAGUAUCUGCCCAUCAUUCGCGAUGCGCCAGUUUAUCCGGUGAUCUAUGAUGCCAAUCGCGUGGUGCUCUCUCUGCCGCCCAUUAUUAAUGGCGAUCAUUCCAAGAUCUCGUUGAACACCAAGAAUGUAUUCAUCGAAUGCACAGCCACGGAUCUGACCAAAGCCAAGGUGGUGCUGGACACCAUUGUCUGCCUCUUUUCUGAGCAUUGUGCCAAGAAAUUCACGGUAGAGCCAUGCGAUGUGGUGCAGCCCGACGGCAGCAUUGUCUCCUACCCAGAGCUUGCCGUGCGAGAGGAGCGGAUUUCGGUGAAGCGUGCCAAUGCCUACAUUGGGAUCGAUGAGCCCGCUUCCAAGCUGGCGGAUAUGCUGACCAGAAUGUACUUAGAGGCACGGGUCGAUGGGGAGUCGCUUGUUGUCAAGAUUCCACCCACUCGACACGAUGUUAUCCAUGCCUGCGACGUCUAUGAGGACAUUGCCAUUGCCUUUGGCUACAACAACAUCAAGAAAUCCCUUCCAGCCUUCAUGCAGAUAGCCAAACAGUUUCCACUCAACAAGCUCACCGAACAGCUGCGCGAACAGGUGGCCCAGGCUGGAUUUACCGAGGCGUUGACCUUCACUCUAUGCUCUCGGGACGACAUCGGACGCAAGCUAAACAAGUCCAUUGAAGCCCUCCCAGCCGUACACAUUGGCAAUCCCAAGACACUGGAGUUUCAGGUUGUGCGAACCACCCUGCUGCCAGGUCUCCUCAAGACAUUGGUGGCCAAUCGCAAGAUGCCGCUGCCCCUGAAGCUCUUCGAGAUUAGCGACGCUGUUGUAGCCGAUGAGAAGACGGAGGUUGGUGCCCGCAACGAGCGUCGAUUGUGUGCUGUGAACUGCAACAAAACCGCCGGGUUUGAGGUGGUCCAUGGUCUCUUGGAUCGUGUCAUGCAACUGCUCUCUGUGCCCUGGAAGACGGCCAGUGUCGACAAGGGCUACUACCUGGAAUCGACGGAAGAUGCCAGCUAUUUCCCUGGUCGUUGCGCCAAUGUGAUGUACGACAAAGUGGUCAUCGGCAAGAUUGGAGUUCUCCAUCCCACAGUGCUGCAUGCUUUCGAUUUAACGACACCUUGUUCGGUUGUAGAGUUCACCAUUGAACCUUUUGUCUGAAUUUCCUUCUACCCAUUGUUUAAACAAUGAUUUACCCGUAUAAAAUGUUAAACAUUUCGUAAAAGUUCACAAAUAAAUUAUCGAAAAAUAUAAAACUA